AUGGGCACUGAGAUUGCCGCGGUGGAGGAGACGUUCAAGCGACUGCAGUCACACAAGGGUGUUCUGGGUGUUCUGGUGCUCAACGCCGACGGCAUAUCUAUCCGCUCCACGUUUGACAACGACACCACAGUACAGUACGCGGCGCUGGUGUCACAGUUCACAGUCAAGGCGCGCGGUGCGGUGCGGCAGCUCGACCCUGACAAUGAGCUGCGUUUCUUGCGCAUCCGUAGCAAGAAGCACGAGAUCAUGAUUGCACCUGAAUUUGAGAAGAGCCGCGAGUACUACCUCGUCGUGGUGCAGGACCCGGCGGCAGAGUGA
Molecule: messenger RNA, 318 nt
Organism: Monoraphidium neglectum
Lineage: Eukaryota; Viridiplantae; Chlorophyta; Chlorophyceae; Sphaeropleales; Selenastraceae
Exons: 1
Coding region: 1-318 (105 amino acids)
Biological process (GO): microtubule-based movement
Cellular component (GO): cytoplasmic dynein complex; cytoplasm
Molecular function (GO): dynein intermediate chain binding
Source: RefSeq, a predicted model, not a curated record